AUGUGGAAGGCAGUGGCAUCGACGUGGAAACAUUUCAGGCGGCCGCCCAUGCGGACGGCAACAGCGGCGACGGGGAAACAGUUCAGGCAGCUGACCGUGUGGAAGGUAGCGGCGGCGACGGGAGAAACAUUUCAGGCGGCCACCCAUGCGGACGGCAACAGCGGCAACAGGGAAACAGUUCAGGCAGCCGACCGUGUGGAAGGUAGCGGCGGCGUUCGGGAGGUCGUCCAUAGUGGCGAUGACGCCCAACAAGCAGCCUGGCAGAUGACCGCCGACGUCGAGGCGGCAGGCAAGGCAGAGGCUGAAGUGGAAGCGGAGGCUGGCCCAGACGUGGCUGAAGCUGGACCAGACGUGGCCGAAGCUGGACCAGGCGACGGCGAAGCUGACUCGGAGGCAGGACCAGAUGAGGACGAGUCAGCCUCGUCCUCAGGACCAGACGAGGACGAAGCUGACUCGGAGGCAGGACCAGACGAGGACGAAGCUGACUCGGAGGCAGGACCAGACGAGGACGAAGCUGACUCGGAGGCUGGACCAGGCGAGGAUGAAGCCGGAGCUGAAGCUGGACCAGCUGACUCGGAGGCUGGACCAGGCGAGGAUGAAGCCGGAGCUGAAGCUGGACCAGGUGACGGCGUGGGUGAAGCUGAAGCUGGACCAGGCGACGGCGUGGGUGAAGCUGAUGAGGAGACUGCUGCAGGCGACGCUGAUGAAGCGGAUGAAGAGGCUGCUGCAGGCGAGGAUGACGGCUCGGAAGCUGCUGCAGGCGAGGAUGACGACUCGGAAGCUGCUGCAGGCGACGCUGAAGACGAAGCUGAAUCUGGACCAGGCGACGAUGAUGAUGAAGGCAGCGGCAUAGGAGCCGGAGGUGGUGAAGCAGGUGAAGAAGCAGGUUGCUGGAUGGGCUCCUCGGGCCCUCCAGCAGAGACAGGAGGCCGGAGCGGUCCCUCGGACCUUCCAGCGGAGACAGGAGGCCGGAGCGGUCCUUCGGACCCUCCAGCAGAGACAGGAGGCCGGAGCGGUCCCUCGGACCUUCCAGCAGAGACAGGAGGCUGGAGCGGUCCCUCGGACCCUCCAGCAGAGAUGAGGACGGGCUGGCCGGGCUCUCUAGAACCCCCAGCGGAAACAGUCACUGAACCAGCAGGCACAGGGGCCCCCGGCACACACAUGGCUGACUGCAGCUGCGCGGAGCACUGA
Messenger RNA from Pundamilia nyererei, 1191 nucleotides. Lineage: Eukaryota; Metazoa; Chordata; Actinopteri; Cichliformes; Cichlidae. The record is from RefSeq and is a predicted model, not a curated record.